Messenger RNA from Chaetomium globosum CBS 148.51, 3600 nucleotides. RefSeq lists its product as uncharacterized. The transcript is spliced from 2 exons. The record is from RefSeq and is a predicted model, not a curated record. The coding region runs from base 1 to 3600 and encodes 1199 amino acids. Lineage: Eukaryota; Fungi; Ascomycota; Sordariomycetes; Sordariales; Chaetomiaceae.
AUGGCCGCACCUGGACCGUCGCCCGAGGGCGACAUGCACAUGCCGCCUCCAUUGCCCGCCACCAUCCCCGUUCUUCCCGAUUCUGAUACAUCUGAUACACGAACUGCUUCGUCUGAUCUCACGCCCUCUCGCUUGCCACCGCUCCCGGUCCACCACCCUCUCUCCUUCGAAACACACGACCAAACGGACGCGUUUCCUGAGCUGGUCUCCGUGCUACCGAAACGUCCACUGCCGAGCCCACGCAGCGGCCGGUCUUUUAGUCUGGCUCACUUAUCGGGCCCUAUCAAGCGGAAGCCGUUGUCGUCGACCGCCUCGCCCGCUGCCGUCCGCUUCUCCAAGGGCUCAGCUGCGUAUGCCGACAUCCUCGCCGACCUUCCCCGGCCCGACCAGAGGUUUGCCAGGUCGUGCUCGCUCGACAGCCCGACCCUCUACGAGUUCCCUGAUCAGCGGAGCCUGCUGGCCACGCAAAGUUCGCUAAACACUGUGCUGGACUGGCCGGCAAGUCCAGACACCAACGAGCCAUCAUCUCCCCUCUCCGAUUAUUUCGCUGAACCCGCUGCCGUCCCGGCCGUCGGUGGUGCGGGAGACGCGCAGCUGCGAAACAUUACGGGAAACAACCCUGCAGCUACUCAGACCUCCCACACCCUUUCCGAGGUCGAGAGUCUUAGCGCCGAGACGGCCAGCCUGACCACUCAGGGGUCUGUCCCGUACGAGCUCGACGAUCUGUACUCCAUUCCCGACUCGCCUGAGUCGCCCGAGUCACCGGGAGGCAAACGUACUACCAUCGUUAAUACUAACCCCAAGACCAUGUCCAUGUUCUCACGCAAGUCCCCCCCUCCACAGCUAAAUCUUGGAUCCAACAUCAGAGAUGCGUCCGCCGCGCCCUCAGCAACGUCAUUAGACCAAAAUAAUCUUAAUAAGCCUCUGCCCAAGUCCCCGGCCUCGUCCAAACUCAGCGCCUUCUUCGGUUGGGCCACCACGCCCUCGCCUACGACCGCGACCGAGUACUCGGACAAGAACUUCUCCCCCCUCCCUUCGCCCACGUCGCCUAAGCCGACGACCGCCGUGACCGAGUCCUAUGAGGCUUCCAUCACAAAGAGGGCGACCUUCUCCACCAAUGUUACAGAUCAGAGUAACCCCUUACAGUAUUGCGAAGCGUAUCUUCAGACACCCGCCGAUAGCACAACGUCACUUGACCAGCUGGAAGAGAUGGAGGACGAGCUGAAAGGUAUCAGCGUCGAAUUGGCCUCGUCCAUUCGGCGCGAGAUGGACCUAGAAGAUUUGGUGGACAGACUACAGGAGCAGAUCAACAAUCCGCAAGCGCCCGGGAAACGAACCAGUGACUACUACUCCGACUCUGGCUACAGUUCAGCCAAGUUUAGCGAGUAUGACCAUGCCAAGGAGGAGAUUUCACAGAUUCAGCGCAGGGCAGAUCAAGAAAAGGCCCAGAUCCGCUUGGAAUUGACCAACAAGCUGCAAGAUGAGCGCUCGAAGCGCCGGUCGCUGGACCAACAAAUCCAAGAACUGUCCAGAAGAGCGUCAGAGCUAGAUGUUGCCCACAUCCACAGCAGCGAUGCUAGCGGGCGCGUCAAGGAGCUCGAGAGCAUGUGCGAGGACCUCAGCAGGAAGUUGUCCGAGCAGAGCGAGGCCACGAAAAACCUCGAGGGCCUCCUUAACGCCUUACAGGGCGAACUUCAGACGGCGUCAAAUGAGCGAGACAACCUACGCGAUGAGAUUGUCCCUCAGCUGCGCGCUCGCGUCGAGGGGCUAGAGGCCGAGGCGGCCGAUCAAGCAAAGCUCGCCUACGACACGUCCAAGAUGCAGCAGGAGCUACAACGACUCAAAUUACAAAACGCCGAACUGGAUUCGCUUAGAGCGCAAACCGCCGAGCUAGAUUCGCUCAGAGCGCAGACCGCCGAGCUGGAGUCGCUCAGAGCGCAGACUGCCGAACUGGAUUCCCUCAAAUCGGAGAAUGCCGAGCUCCAAAUGCUCCGGUCCCAGAAUGCUGAGCUGCACAUGCUCAGGUCCCAAAACGCCGAGCUUAAGCAGACCGGGACCCGCAUGUCGAUGGGGAUGGGGCUGUCUAGGUCCGUAUCAGUCACCGGCGGCUCGUUCAGGAAGAACCGCACCUUGUCCAUCGCCCGGUCCAACAGCACAAAAGUGACUGAGCCCCGCGACGUCCUGGCCGAGAGGCUAAAAGACGUCGAGGACCAGCGGGACAUGUUGCACGCCGCCCUCAAGAAACUUCUCGAGAGACAAGAGCUCCAGAACCGCGAGCACACCAAGAGGAUACGACAGCUCGAGAUGGAACGCGAUCGCCUCCUCACCGCAUCGCCCAAAAGGGCUGGCUACGAGCGGGAAGUUUCCAACCUCCGCGAGGAGAUCAGCGUACUGCGCCGACGGGCCGAGGAGGCCAUCGAGCAGAAGUGGCAGGUUGAGAAAGGCCUUGCGGGGCUCAAGAUGGACCUGGACAGGGCCGAGGGCGAGAUUGCGUCUCUCCGAAGCCUCCUCCAGGAGAAGGACAUUCUUAUCCCCGAGGCUCUCGCCCGGCCAGGCAGCAGCCACAGCCAAUCCGACUUGCCCGUCAGCUCCCACUCCCUGGAGCAAGCGUACGAGGACCUGCAAGCCGCAUACAUGGAUGCCCUGGAACGUAUCAAGGCUCUCGAGGAGAACGCGGGGCCGGACGAGAAGACGCAGCUUGCUAUUCAACGGCUGGAGCAAUCCGUCUCGGCCGCCAUCUCAGACCGCGACCGCGCCCGCAGCGAUGCCGCCUCUUACCUUGAGCAAAUCGAAACCCUCCAAACCCUCGAGAAGGAACACCUCGACACCGAGAGCGACCUCGCCGCGCAGCUCCACGAGUCUGCCCGCCGCGUCGAAGAAUUGGCUCAGCAAGUCCGCGCCCAGCUCGAAGCAAACGCUAGCCUGCGCACCCGCCUGGCCGGCACCAUCGCGCGCGGAGAGGCCGAGCAGCGCGUCAGCACAGACCGCAUCUCGGGCAUGCAAGCCCGCCUGCGCACCCUCGAGGAGCAGGUCGUGGCCGCCCAGACCGGUGCCGAAGAGCGCGUCACCCGCCACGAAGAGGAGCUCGCCGCCCUCCGAGACGCCCACAGCGCCCAGCUCAACCGCCUGCGCGACGCAACCGGCGGCACCCGCCGCGGCAGCGGCCAGGGCCAGCGCGUGUUCCCACCCAAAUCACCCCUCUCCCCCAUGUUCAGCCUGCGCACCUCCCCCGCCCCACGCAAGUCCACUCCGCCCUUCCUCGGCGUCGACGACGCCAACGCCGACGCCAACACCCCCAACAGCAGCCAACGCCCCGGCGGCGGCCUGCGGCGCUCGACCACCGAGCCCGUGGACAUGACGGCGCAGAUGGCCACGCUGCGGGGCCGGGUGUCGGAGCUCGAGGGCGCGCUCGCAUCCGCCGACGCCGAGAUGCAGGAGGUGGUCGGCCGCAUGAGCGCCGCGCAGAUCGAGGUCCUCCAGCUGCAGGAGCAGCGCGAGGAGGCGGUGCGCGAGACGAGGAGGCUGCAGCGUGUUUUGGAGGAGGAGAGGGUGCGGGUUUUUGAGGGGAGGUGGAGAAGUUUGUCGACAGAGGUUAGGUAA